AUGGUGAAGAAGUACCUUACCUCACAUGGGAAAUCUUUCAUCCUAAGAUAUUCCCCCCAAACCCUCAUCCCGCCGGUCGCCCAACGAUACCUGGACCUCCCGGUCCAUCCGCUCCGACCCAAGAUCCAACACAUGUACGACAACCGAGACCCUGAGACCCUGUGGUGGCGCGUGUCGUUGCAUCAGUUCGGGCAAUAUAAACGAGUGGUCCGGUCGUGGACAGCCCGGAGAGCGCGGGUCGCAUUCCGGGAGGCCUUGAAACAGCAUGGGUUUGACGAGGCAGGCAAGCGAUUGGAGCCUGGGACUACGGGGUACGGCUGCAUGGAUAGCCCCAAUCGGGGCUUGAAGGGGUCGCUGGAGGUGAUUGUGCGGUUGGAGAGUAUCGACGAGCCGUUCGCGGAAGUGCAGUCCGAUAUGCACACUUCAUUUGCCCAGCUGGUCGACAAGGCGCGAGUUCUGGGGUCGCAGGGAGUAACCUCUUCCACCCCGGCGCGCAAAACGGGCCAGUGGCAACCGAAAUGGGCGGGGACGACGAACAAUAACGGGCAAUGA
Aspergillus campestris IBT 28561 is the source of this 552-nucleotide messenger RNA. RefSeq lists its product as uncharacterized. Lineage: Eukaryota; Fungi; Ascomycota; Eurotiomycetes; Eurotiales; Aspergillaceae. The transcript has a single exon. Bases 1 to 552 code for a protein of 183 amino acids. The record is from RefSeq and is a predicted model, not a curated record.